AAAAAGCGCAUAAAAGAGCAGGCCCGCCGGUGCUGUCCUGACGUCAAGCACAUUGACGUAGACAUCAACCGCACCUUCAGAAAUAACCUCUUCUUCUGGGAGCGAUACGGAAUCAAGACAUGUCUACUUCCAGGACAUGAACAAGGUUGCGGCCAUCCUACUGAUGUUCCUGAACUAAGAGGAUGCUUUCUAGGGGCUGGUGCAGCUGAUGACUGACGACAAGCACACCAUGGGCGGCUUCAUCCCUGGAUUCCCGAAAUUGCUAAGGUUCCAGGCCCAUCACAAGCACGUUCUCGGCAGAGCCCUCCCCAAGUUGAAGGGACAUGUGAGCCGAUGUCUGCGGGGAUUUACACACCCACGUGGUUCAUGCAGUGCUUCAUCAACCAGACCCCCCUUUCCGCUGACCCUGAGGCUCUGGGAGGCCUCCAUGCUGGAGGGUGGGCACUUGCUCACGGCCAUGGCCUACACCGUCCUCAAGGUGCACAGGAGGAAGCGGGCCUGAGCGUGGAGCGCAGGCCACGGAGGAGGGAGUGCCAGCCGCAUGAAGGCGGUCAGGGUGCCCUGUGGUGAGCGCCCCUGGCCGGGGUGCUCCCUGGGCUCUGUCGGGACAGAUGGACCCCCAGGGGUGGUGCACAGCGGAACACAGCCGCCCCUCCCCCGUGGGAAGACCCCCAGGGUGGAGGGCUGAGCCUUCCUUGUGUGUCCCCCUGUGGCCUGACGGCACCCCCACCCCUCAAGCGCCUCCUGACGCUGCCCCUGGAAGGCUGCAGGAGUUCCUGCAGGACGCGCUGUCCCGGGCCGGGGCCCCGGCGGAUGGUGCAGUGUGCACACGCAGCUGCCGGCCUCCAUGGCUGAGCUACCCAGGAUGACGUAUGACCUGCCGCCGGCCAGAGGGGCUCAGCCCUGGUCUCCCCAUGAGUCCCCCUCUCAGGCAGUAGUGGGUGGGUGAGCCCCGGGCUUUCCCCUCACCCCCGGCCAUUCGCUCUUCUGGGCAGCCACCACAGAGUCCAGGGGUUGGUGGCCUAGAGGGCUGUUCUCAAAGCUGGGCCGGCUCUGCCAUGCCUGGCCCCACAGGCCCACCUUGUGCAGACCACAGCGAUACAAUUCCCUCCCAAACUUCCCGGUGAUCUGUGAGGCCACAGGCAGGUGGCCCCCAGACCUUGGCUUUGAGCUGGAAUGCUGGGUCCCUUCCCCUUCAGUCCCUGCCUGGGCCACCCCCAGGGCCACGCAACAGGCCUGACUCCGUGACCCCACUGAGGCUCCGGCAACCAGCUCCACCCAGCCUGCUGAAGACGGCGCCACUGGGCCCAGGACACCCCUCCUGCCCUGAGGCAGCUGCAGCCAGCAUCCCUCCCAUGAGUGACCAGCACGGCCAUGGUGGAGCCAGGACAGCACCCCAAGAGCUGCACCAAGGCCCCACACGUCCGCAUGACCCCCUGAGCUCUGUGUCCAUAGGGAGACUGGACGUUCAGGGGCCUCCAGAGGAUGAGGUGACUGUGAGCACAGGGACCCCGAGGCUCCCGGGGACCCCGAGGUCCCCAGAAGCCAGCAACAUGCUCUGCUUUUUCACGCUGAGCUCAAGGAGGAUGGACCCUACCCCCCCCCCCCCAAUAUAGCACAAGUCCCUAACUCCAAAGGGCCUGAAUUUGGGCUCCAGGAGGGCAGAUGCUGUGUGAGCACCCCCCAGCCUGGACUGUGACUAAAGGGGCUGCCCCGGCCAGUCAGGAAAGCUGGCUCAAGGCAAGGCGAGCCCUCUAGGAGCUGUAUGUGGUCUCCUGCAGCCUGAGAGUGCCCCACAAGGUCCCUUCAGUGACCUGAGGAGCCUCUGGGAACAACAGGCCACCUCCAGGACCUCACACGCAUAAGGAGGCGGGGCUAGAGCAGAGGGUGCUGCUGUUUGGGCUGACGCAACAC
Messenger RNA from Bubalus bubalis (water buffalo), 1914 nucleotides. RefSeq names its product USP6 N-terminal-like protein. The coding region runs from base 209 to 502 and encodes 97 amino acids. The transcript has 5 exons. The record is from RefSeq and is a predicted model, not a curated record. NCBI's taxonomy places the organism in Eukaryota, Metazoa, Chordata, Mammalia, Artiodactyla, Bovidae.